Molecule: messenger RNA, 480 nt
Organism: Pecten maximus
Lineage: Eukaryota; Metazoa; Mollusca; Bivalvia; Pectinida; Pectinidae
Product: putative ATP-dependent DNA helicase Q1
Exons: 1
Coding region: 1-480 (159 amino acids)
Biological process (GO): double-strand break repair via homologous recombination
Cellular component (GO): chromosome; cytoplasm; nucleus
Molecular function (GO): four-way junction helicase activity; 3'-5' DNA helicase activity
Source: RefSeq, a predicted model, not a curated record
AUGGAGGAUAAGAAGAAAGAAAUAGUUUCUAAACUAUCGGUUGACAGUGAUUUGCGGGUAGUAAUUUCCACAAGUGCUCUGGGAAUGGGUGUAGAUGUGUCAGCAUGUCAAAACAACAUCUUGUAUGGACCCCCAUAUUCCAUUGUGGAUUUUCUCCAGGAAACCGGGAGGGCAGGAAGGGAUGGAACUAAUUCAGUGGCACUGAUAAUGUACAACAGGUACCAGACAAGAAAUAUUGACGAUGAUGUAAAGCAAGUUAUCAGAUCAAAUUCCUGUAGGAGAUUGUCCAUAAUGGAUAAAUUUGCAUCCGCCAAACACAUGAACAAGAUAGAAAAACAGACAAACUUGCACACUUGUUGUGACAUUUGUGCUAACUUUUGUAAAUGUAACAGCUGCUGUGUAUCUCCACUGGAGAAGCUGCUUCAUUUCUCACCUUUAGAUGACCAUGAUCAGCAAGAAGAGAGUGACAGUGACACCUAA